Boleophthalmus pectinirostris (great blue-spotted mudskipper) is the source of this 1997-nucleotide messenger RNA. It is a transcript of the gene nipa1, whose product is annotated as NIPA magnesium transporter 1. The transcript is spliced from 5 exons. The record is from RefSeq and is a predicted model, not a curated record. Gene Ontology annotation, molecular function: magnesium ion transmembrane transporter activity. Gene Ontology annotation, biological process: magnesium ion transport. NCBI's taxonomy places the organism in Eukaryota, Metazoa, Chordata, Actinopteri, Gobiiformes, Gobiidae. Bases 72 to 1010 code for a protein of 312 amino acids. Gene Ontology annotation, cellular component: membrane.
UUUCAGUCCAACAUAGGGCUUCUGUGUGUGGACUGUAGACUUUUCUCAUUUUGGGCGAAAGAACCGGGCAAAUGCGUGACUCAGACAUAAACGACGUGCCCAUUCCAGUGGUUGGAAUAAUAAUAACAAUAGUAUCGAGUUUCAUCAAUGGUUCAACUUUCGUGCUUCAGAAAAAAGGGAUUUUACGCUCUCGUGAAAAAGGAGGCUCGUACCUCAGGGAUGCAGUGUGGUGGAGUGGCACGUUGGCCAUGAUUAUUGGUCAGAUUGGUAACUUCAUAGCUUACAACGUUGCUCCAGCAGUCAUUGUUACACCACUGGGAGCACUUGGAGUGUUGUUUGGGUCGGUGUUGGCUUCCUGGAUCCUAAAAGAGCAUUUGAAUAUUUUGGGGAAGCUCGGCUGUGUGCUGUGCUGCAGUGGAGCUGUGGUGCUGAUCAUUCACUCACCUAAAGCAGAAACUGUGACUUCGAGACUGGAGCUGGAGGACAGGUUAUCUGACCCAGUAUUCAUCCUCUAUGCCUUGCUGGUUGUCCUGGCUUUAUUGGUCCUUAUUUUUUGGAUCUCUCCAGUCCUUGGCUCUUCCAACAUCAUGGUCUACAUCUCUAUCUGCUCAUUGUUUGGCAGCUUCACUGUCCCCUGCAGUAAAGGACUUGGCUUGGUCACACAAGAAGCUUUCAGUGCAGGUCCUUAUAGUAGGAGGGCUCUGACUAUUUUUGUAUUUUUGCUUUCUACGUUGGUGGUUAGUAUCCUCACCCAGUUUUUCUUUAUCAAUAAGGCCUUAGAGGUAUUCAACUCUAACAUGUUUGAAGCUAUUUAUUAUGUGGCGUUUACAUCUACUGUUAUUGUAGCAUCGGCUAUACUUUUUAAAGAAUGGACAGCAUUGACUAUAAGCGACAGUCUAGCUCUGGUUUGUGGCUUUUCAACGGUGUGCGCUGGAGUGGCUUUGCUACGCAUUUCCCAAGAGGCAGAGCUUACCUGGAAGUCAAAGCCACAGAGGAAAAAGACAGACUAAAAUAUUCACAACCACAGUGUAUUUUGUUCCAAACGUCAUUCCUCUCAUACUUGAAAUUUAGACCAAGCAGAUACAGGCACAUAUGGCAAUGAACAGAAACCCCAUGUCAGUAUCAGCACAUCUGAAAAAUGUCCCUAAUGCAAAAUCAACAGUCAAAAGGCAUUCUGAUUUUAAUCUUUAUCUAUUCUAAUGAAAAGGGCAUCUAGAAACUUUAUAACAAGAUUAUAAUAUACUGCAGUUAUAUGUGUAAUUUAAUAACUUGUAUAAUAUUUUUACUGUUCUUAAGAUAUUUGAAUUUUUCUUGUGAUCGUUGGCCUUCAUCUAGGCCUCUAAUUCAAAACUCAAUAUGCACCUGUAUUCACAGUUGCACUCCGGUACAUGUCAUUGCAAUCUAAAUCAAGUGCCUUGAUUAACCUUCUACACUCAAUAAAUGCUGAGUUUUGAGACCUUACUUUGUGAAUCCCUCAAAGUAUUAUUUUUUUCAUUAUCAAGUACAGGAGACACUAUUUCUGGCAAAAAAAAAUGUAUUUUAAUAAGAGAUAUUCAAAAUAAAAUAAAAAACAACAUAAAAUUGCAGACAUUAUUAUUUAAUUCUUAGAGAGCCUUAUAAACCUGUAAAUACUUUGAUUAGUGAUUUUAAUUGCAUUAUUUUCAGAGUGAUUAUAACAGUGUAACAAUUGUAACCAGAUACAUUCCCCUUGUUUACAUAAUAUUUACUUAAAAGUGAAAUGUGAUCCAUGGGACCUGCAUUUGCAAAAUAGCAUACUGUUUUGGUUCACUGAAAUGGUUUAAUAAAUUAAAUAACUCAAACUGCCUUUAGCUAGAGGUGCCACACAUGCUCUUCAGCUGCUCUAAGUAUCAUUUCAGCAACACGUUAACUUAUUUAUUGUGCUAGUUAAUUAUUAAGGAUUACCAAGAGCUAUUUGUCUAAUGGAAACGAUGUUGGUGAUACCGUACUAUAUAUUAAAUUGUAAUAGGUCCUACAUA